This is a messenger RNA of Besnoitia besnoiti, 1173 nucleotides long. RefSeq lists its product as uncharacterized. The transcript has a single exon. The coding region runs from base 1 to 1173 and encodes 390 amino acids. The record is from RefSeq and is a predicted model, not a curated record. NCBI's taxonomy places the organism in Eukaryota, Apicomplexa, Conoidasida, Eucoccidiorida, Sarcocystidae.
AUGGCGCCAGCGCUCGCCCAUGUUCGCCGCAGGCACAAAGUUGCUCUAGCCACCUUGGCUUCUAUCGUGUCUGUUAUUUCUCCUGGCGGGAAUCUUAUUUUUGAAGCAGGUGUCGGUCCACUAACUUCUCCUCAACCGGGCCACCCACUGUGUUCACGUAUUUGCGGAGCAGAAGGGGCUCCUUUACAGAGUGUGGAAAAGAAAGUCGUCGAGCAAGAGGACGAAGCAGACAUUGAAGACGACGAAGAUGACGAUUACGAAGACAGGGAGACUCUCCGGCUCUCGAGAAGGCCGAAGCGGAGUGUCCGAAGCCUGAAAACCACCGCCCGGCGCAACGUUUUGCAGCAUCCGGCUGCGGCGGCAGCCCUGGGGCUUACGCUGAUGCUGGUUGGGGUGUCUGUUGGAGCAGGGGUAAUGUCUGUUUUGCAGCGCCGCCAGCAGAAAGAGAAGCCAGUGGUGGACCCAAACAUCAAAGAAGCGGUGAAGGUGCUGGACCCCGCCCAGAUGCAGAAGGUGGUCGUGGACAAAGGUGCAAUUCAAGAGGGCGACUCGCUGCGCCAGCUUAAGGCAGCUCUGAAUAUCGUUGCUGGUACGCUGGUCAGUGGCUUCGUCUUGCGUCUCAUGUCCGCUUACAAGGCUCCCUUCAUGUACACCAGCAUGCUCGACGCCGGCACGCGUGCUGUCCUCCAGAACCUCACUGCAAGUUCACCGCUGAUGACGACCGUGCAGCAUGCUCUCCUGGCCAUGGGUUCGUCGGCGCUGACACAGUAUUUCGGUAUCAUGUAUUUUCUCGCGGUGCCGCUGGCGCUCAUUGCGAUGCAGCAGCUUGGUACCCGCUGGUUCAAAGCAGUGCCCACGAAGGACCGAGAGAAACUUGGCGAUCUGUUCGUGUUCACCGCCCAUCACAUGAAGCAUGCCUUGCAGCGUGAAGCUAAAGACGACAUCGAGGGUAAAGAAGCGGUAGUCAAACGGUACUUCAGAACGAUGAAGAAAGAAGCGAUUCAGAGGAAGUUGUACGACCGUGGAGCAGAGAAGGCGCUUCUUAGAGCACAGGCAGAUCUCAUAUCCGAGAUCAAGAAAAAAAAGGAGGUCGAGGACUGCCUCGAGUAUGCACAAAUGCAAUUUAUGAAUUACAUAGGGGUUAAAUUCAGUUCGAAACAAAGCCUUCCGUGA